Molecule: messenger RNA, 2014 nt
Organism: Eurytemora carolleeae
Lineage: Eukaryota; Metazoa; Arthropoda; Copepoda; Calanoida; Temoridae
Product: calcium/calmodulin-dependent 3',5'-cyclic nucleotide phosphodiesterase 1A
Exons: 21
Coding region: 8-1888 (626 amino acids)
Biological process (GO): signal transduction
Molecular function (GO): 3',5'-cyclic-AMP phosphodiesterase activity
Source: RefSeq, a predicted model, not a curated record
GAUUAAAAUGGUCUCUGCGUUGGACAAAAUUGCGACUGAGGAGAUAUUUCCUACCGAACCUAAAGAUGCUCUGGCUGGUGCAAAUUCGAGAUUGGAGACCCUGAUUACUGGAUUAAACAAUGAAGGAAUUGAACCUGAUAUUCUUCUAUCUCAUCUACUGUACAUCAAGCAGGCUCUGGAAAUAUUAGCUGAGAAUAUUGAAAAAAAAGAGACGCCUCCAACAUCACCCAGUGAUGGACUAGAAGAUCUUCAGGACGCUGCUCCAGAUGAAAUCAGAAAAUGGUUGGCAGCAACAUUUUCACAAGAAAAUAACGAAGGCCGGGUUCAGGAGAGACCAAGUUUUAUCUCUAUAGUAAAGUUAAUCCGUACUGGAAUAUUCAUAGAACAAAUUUACAGAAAAAUAUCUACAUCACAAGCCAUGCCUAUUCCCGUUGAGGUCGAAGUAAUGCUAAAGGGUGUGGAUCUAUGGGAUUUUUCAGUAUUCGAUUAUGCAAAAACAGCCAACGGAAGCCCUCUUCUUUAUCUUGGUUACCAUAUACUUGAUAAACAUGGUUGUAUGCAGAAGUUUAAGAUUGCUCCAUCUGUAAUGACGUGUCUUCUCUCCCACCUUGAGAUAGGAUACAACAAGAACUCUAAUCCUUACCAUAACAACCUCCAUGCUAGUGAUGUACUGCAGACAACACAUUGGUUUAUCUCCCAAACCGGUUUAAAGAACUGGCUCUCAGAUCUAGAAAUAUUUGCUCUUCUAUUCUCCGCCAUUGUUCAUGAUUACGAUCAUUCAGGAACUACAAAUAAUUUCCAUAUUCAGUCAGGUUCAAGUCUGGCAAUAUUAUACAAUGAUAGAGCUGUAUUAGAGAACCAUCAUGUGGCAGAAUUUUUCAGGACAAUGAAAGAGAAUGAAUGCAAUAUUUUGAUAAACAUGUCCAAAUCAGAAUAUAAGAAUUUCAGAACUCUAAUGAUUGAAAUGGUUUUACAUACAGACAUGUCUCUUCACUUCUCCCAACUAAAGAACAUACAGAACUAUUUACUGUCUUCUAAGGAUAAAACAAGUUUCCAGAGAAGCGCAGCUUUAGGAUUAAUUCUUCAUUCUUGUGAUAUAUCCCAUCCUGCUAAAAAGUGGGAUUUACAUUACCAAUGGACUGCAAGAUGUAUGGAGGAGUUUUUUAAACAAGGAGAUAUGGAACGUAGCAGAGGAUUAGAUUUCUCACCACUUUGCGACAGAGACAACACUUCUGUUCCAAUGGCUCAGAUUGGAUUUAUCAACUAUAUAGUUAAUCCAACUAUGGAACUGACUGGAGCACUGAUAUCAAGAUUAAUUGAGAAGAAAAGUGAAAGUAGUCCCUGGGAACUGACCCUUCCAGCUAACAGAAUACGCUGGCAGGAGAAGUUUGAUUGUGGCGAUGCUGGAAUAGAAGUUUCAGACGCUUCACAGGAUACGCCUCCUCCACCUCCUAUCAUAAGGAAGCAUCUGGAGAACAGUACAAGUAUGACGAAUACAGAUGAAAAGGAAACACAAGAAACCAAAUCCACAAAACUAAUGGAUGAAGCUGAAGUGCCAGAUCAAGAUCCCACCAACACACCAGAAGAACAAAUUAAGGUGAAAACUUGCAUCCUUGAUAACUCUCAUCUGGUGUUACUAAAAGGACCCAUACUCAUAGAAUCAGACCCACCUAAAACCCUAACAAAGCAUAAGGACUUAGUCGGAGAGAUCCCUCCUACUGUUAUAUCCCGGCCUGGAUCUCCCAUGGUAUGGGGGUUCGACUCCAAGGAGUCCAUCACAACCAAACCUCCAAGACCAAACACUGCGAGCAUACCAAGCCCGCCUGAGAAAAGAAGAGCUCCCAUUUCUGUGGAUCAUAAACUUCGAAAGCAUGCUCUAGAUUUCUAAUAGAAAAACAAUAUAUCAAAUUACAUUCUACUUUGCUUUUAAACUUUGAUUGCUUUUCCAAUAAUGCUAGAAAACUAUUUAUCCAUUUUAAUACAAAAAAAUAAAAGAUAUAAGCAACGUUUAAAA